Messenger RNA from Hyaena hyaena (striped hyena), 2220 nucleotides. RefSeq names its product coiled-coil domain containing 181 (gene CCDC181). Bases 415 to 2043 code for a protein of 542 amino acids. Gene Ontology annotation, molecular function: microtubule binding. The transcript is spliced from 6 exons. The record is from RefSeq and is a predicted model, not a curated record. NCBI's taxonomy places the organism in Eukaryota, Metazoa, Chordata, Mammalia, Carnivora, Hyaenidae.
UCAUUCGCGACGGGGUGCGGGGGCUUCCAGAAGAAUCUGGUAACUAAUCAGCCAUCUGCUCACCGCGCAGCGAAAACUGGAAGGGCCUGGAUAACGCGAAGAAAACACCAGGCGUCGACGUCCAGAAACUGUCCUAAAAAAUCCCGUAUUUGGGGAGAGACGACUACACGCGGGAAAAUUCACAGCCGGGAAGGCGACGCUCCAGGUCCGACGCGCGCCCUCCACGCGGGUGGGCGUAGGCGCGCUCUUCCCGCCUGCGUCCUGGGAAACCGCGGCCUGACGGGGCGGGGCGCGCGGCGUGCGGGCCGGCGCGGGGUGUUCUCGGCGGCCGUCUGCGCCUGCGCCGCGCCACCGCGCCCCCGCGCCCCGCAGGGAGGGAGGCCCGGAUGGAGGACGCGGAGACGCGCCGUUGCUAUGGCAGCUGGGGCCCGGCCGCCGAGGGAGCGGGGGCCGGGGUCUCCCUCGCCCGCCUGUCGGAGCUUAGAAGGCGGAGCAUUAUUCUUUAAUAAACAGAAAAUGGAUGAAAGUAAAGAUAUGGACUCAAAAGAAAGUGGAGACUAUGAAGAUGACUUUGAAAAGGACCUGGAAUGGUUAAUUAAUGAAAAAGAAAAAAGUGGUGCCAGCAUAAUAGAGAUGGCUUGUGGGAAUGAAGAGAAUAUUAAUCAAGAAUUAAAAGACAAUGAAACAGAAACAGAACACACAGAACAGAAUUCUGAUCCUGACAAAUCUUUGAAGGAUGAAGUUUCACCAAGAAGAAAUGCCUUCAUUUCUGUCCCAAGUAUUCAACCUUUGGAUUCCAUAUCAGAUUCAGAUAGUGAAAACUCUUUCCAGGAAUCCAGAAUGGAGAGCCAGAGAGACCUGGAGGAGGAAGAGGAUGAGGAAGUAAGGAGAUAUAUUAUGGAAAAAAUUGUAGAAGCCAACAAGAUUCUACAGAAUCAAGAACCUGUGAAUGAUAAAAGGGAACGAAAACUUAAGUUCAAAGACAAAUUAGUUGAUUUGGAAGUUCCUCCACUGGAAGACACUGAUUCUUACAAAAAUCAUCUUGAAAAUGAAAGUAGUAUGUCUGGAAAACUGUCACAGUUAUGUAUUUCCAAUGAAUUUGGACAAGAAAAUGUGCUCCUGUCACUCACUGAUGGAAAUUGUGAAGAGAACAAGGAUAGGAAAAUACUAGUUGAGAGAGAUGGAAAGUUUGAACUUCUGAAUUUACAAGACAUUGAGAGUCAGGGGUUUUUGCCCCCCAUUAAUACUAAUGGUACAGAAAAUGAACCUCACCAGUUGUCAUCUAGGUCUUCCAACUCAAAUGUCAAUGGUGUCAACAAAGAAGAGCCUAUAGCAAUGAUUCAUGCUGUUGCUCAUUCAUCAGCAGAAGAGCCACUGGCUUACAUCCCUCAGCCACCAACCAACCCCAAGACACGUCCAAGCUCUGCUGCCAACUCAGAUCGAAGUAAGGGGAACGGGAAACCCAGUCACAGAACACAGUCUGCAAAUACCUCUCCAGUGACCUCAACAUAUUGUCUUUCUCCUCGACAGAAAGAACUGCAAAAACGGCUAGAACAAAAGAGAGAAAAGCUAAAGAGGGAGGAAGAACAAAGAAAAAUAGAAGAAGAAAAAGAAAAGAAAAAAGAGAAUGAUAUGGUAUUUAAAGCAUGGUUGCAAAAAAAAAGAGAGCAGAUCCUAGAAAUGAGGAGAAUUCAGCGAGCAAAGCAAAUUGAAGACAUGAAUAGCAAGCAGGAAAACAGAGAUCCACAACAAGCUUUUCGAUUAUGGCUUAAAAAAAAGCAUGAAGAGCAGCUGAGAGAGAGAAAGACAGAAGAACUACGGAAGCAGGAGGAAUGCUUAUUCUUCCUUAAAGGGACAGAAGGCCGCGAAAGGGCCUUUAAACAAUGGCUACGAAGGAAACGGAUCGAAAAACUAGCAGAGCAACAGGCUGUCAGAGAAAGAACUAGGCAGCUCCGACUAGAAGUGAAGCAUUCGAAACAAUUGCAGAGCCACCUAUAUAUGUCAGAAGCUAAAGCUUUUCGUUUUACUGAUCAUUAUAACUGAAAGUAUCUUAAAUACUUCAUUUGGAAGCUGCUACCCUCAGAAGUUUGUAUAUCAUUUCUGAUGGCCUGUGUGCUUUGGUCAUACUCUAAAUUAUGGAAAUGCCAUUUAUCUUUUAGUGAUACUGACAGUGAAUUUGUCUUUUUUUAACACAACAAAAUAAAUUCCUUCUCUUGCAUC